AUGGAUACUCUUCACGCACCAACCGUGCCCUCUGGGCCGACAUCAAAUUUCACCCAGAGAAACGGCGACGCAGGGAAGCAGAGCUUCGCAGAACUGCAGCGCAAGAAGGACGAUAUGGAGGCAGAACUCAAAGCUUUGGGAAGCGUCCUUGAUUCGCACGGCGUCGAUAUGCAAACGCCGCUAUUGACUAGAGAUGGCUUUCCACGAGCAGAUCUCGACGUUGCUCAGAUCCGUACAACAAGAGCGCGUAUCAUCCGCCUACGUAAUGAUUACAAGGAACUUAUGACGGCGAUAGAAAAGUAUCUUCACGAACACUUUGCAAACAUUCAAGAUGGGGAUGAAGCUCCUAGUACAGCUGGGGAUGAGCUUCGAAUUCUACCGGAUUCCCAUUCCGAACAGCUGGAUGAGCCGUUUGCAAAGGUCAACACCGUCGCGGCAAACAGUCCAGCGCAACAGGCUGGCUUACAAGCCGGCGAUGAGAUUCGCAACUUUGGCUAUGUGAACCGAUCAAAUCACGAUGGUCUCAAAAAGGUGGCAGAGUGUGUUCAGGGUAAUGAAGGAAGAAAUAUCUUUAUCAAAGUAUCUCGGCCUGAUGGAGUUGCUCGCCGACAGGAGCUGAGAUUGACUUUGACCCCAAGGAAAGACUGGGGUGGAAGGGGAAUGCUAGGCUGUCACAUUUUGCCUCUGUAG
Molecule: messenger RNA, 690 nt
Organism: Trichoderma harzianum CBS 226.95
Lineage: Eukaryota; Fungi; Ascomycota; Sordariomycetes; Hypocreales; Hypocreaceae
Exons: 4
Coding region: 1-690 (229 amino acids)
Biological process (GO): proteasome regulatory particle assembly
Cellular component (GO): cytoplasm; nucleus
Molecular function (GO): protein binding
Source: RefSeq, a predicted model, not a curated record